CAGAAGCAUCAGGACGUUGAAGCUGAACUGCUGACUUCUCGAAGUAUGGUGGCUGUCUUUGACUAUAACCCUAAGGAGAGCUCUCCAAAUGCAGAUGUUGAGGCUGAACUAACUUUCAGUGCCGGAGACAUUAUCACUGUGUUUGGGUCCAUGGACGAUGAUGGAUUCUAUUAUGGAGAGCUGAACCAACAGAGAGGUCUUGUCCCAUCUAACUUCUUGGAAGCUGUCACUUCUGAUGGAGGCAUGGUCGAGGAACGUCAUUCGAAAGAUAAAGAAGCUUUUCCGCUGAGUGCUGAGAGCCAGUUAAAUCCAGAUGGGUCUGUUGAUCAGAGCAACUCCUCACCAACUCCUACUCUACCACCUUCCUGCCUUGUCAUGGGCAAGCAGUGUCCAGAGCAGGCAUCGCUGACCGUUCCCAAACGCAGUGAUGUACCUGGUCAGAGUGAAAAGAAGAGAGGCUUCUUCUUCAAAGGAAAAAAGCUCUUCAAAAAACUUGGGUCCAGUAAGAAAAAUUAACAAGAGAUUUAUUGUUCUGUAAAGACUGCCUGUGCAGUCCACACAGGGACUGAAAAUUCAGGAGAAGCCCUCUGCAAUAAGCUGAUGAGAGUAUUUUCUUAGGGGAAAAAGUGUAUAUUGAAUAGAGAAAACUCUUCAGUGGGUCUGUCAGCUGUGGUCUCUGCUGAGAGCCCAGCUGUGGGUGCCCACUGAGUGUGGGCAGUGGCUCCGAACACAGUGUCAUGGCACUGGGGUGUGUGAGGCCUCAGCUCUGGGAUACAGCUACCUCCACAGUAGUGUGUCCUGCUCCAUGCAGCCCCCAAUGCACCGGUUCCCUGUAAAUAUUUUAAUUUAAAAAUUACAUUCUGGCUGUAAGUUAGCUAAAUGGCUUUUCCCAGCAAAGCCCUGGUCCCUUAGGAAGAGCUCCCUUAUACUACACACCCUGGUAUCUCUCUGGUCCAAAGGAGGUUGUGUCAACUCCUUCACUUCCCGCAAAGAAAAUUUGCACUUUUCUGUUCCCGUGAAUCCCCUUUGCUGUCUCUGGGCUGAUGAGUGAGUUAUUUGUACUGUAAACCUGUAAAUAUGCAGCUGUGCCUAGGAGCAUCCUACACUGCCUCAGUCAUGUUUCAGCACGAGGAUUCCCAUGGAGGAAGGAGCGGUACCCUGAAGGGGGUCGGCACUUCUGCCUAUAGCGUGGGCUGAUGUACGCUGCUCUUGGCUGGUUCACCUUGACCACACGCUGGCUGGGGACUCCGCCUUAUUUAUUUAUUUAUUUAUUUAUCUCGCUAUAUCUAUCUAUCUAUUUAUUUUUUGUCUGCCUCUUUCACAGUUUUAUUUGGCUGUUUCAGUGGGCUGCUCCUGAGUUGGAGCAUUUGGAGAGCAGAGCUGGGGAUGGAGAGUUUGCAGCUAUUUUCAUAUGAAAUGAUGUGUUCCUUGAGUUAAGACACAUCCCUUUCUAAGCCACGGAGAGUUUUGUACUACAUGGUUUCUAUCCUUUUCAGUGUUUCUUUCUUUGCAUGUUUCCGUGUUUUGAGAAGGACAGUUAUGUGAGGUACGUGAAUGAUGCCAGCACAGUGUCCACGAGUGUUGGUGAUAUGGUAUGUUUUUAUUUAAUAUCAGAUUUUAUUAUAAUAAAGUCUAUUUUCACAAAAAUACAUUUUUCCUUAAAAAA
Molecule: messenger RNA, 1666 nt
Organism: Phaethon lepturus (White-tailed tropicbird)
Lineage: Eukaryota; Metazoa; Chordata; Aves; Phaethontiformes; Phaethontidae
Product: peripheral-type benzodiazepine receptor-associated protein 1-like
Exons: 4
Coding region: 46-516 (156 amino acids)
Biological process (GO): neuromuscular synaptic transmission
Molecular function (GO): protein binding
Source: RefSeq, a predicted model, not a curated record